Kwoniella shivajii is the source of this 1368-nucleotide messenger RNA. RefSeq lists its product as uncharacterized. Bases 1 to 1368 code for a protein of 455 amino acids. The transcript is spliced from 7 exons. Lineage: Eukaryota; Fungi; Basidiomycota; Tremellomycetes; Tremellales; Cryptococcaceae. The record is from RefSeq and is a predicted model, not a curated record.
AUGUUAUAUCUCACUGCAGAUAAAUUUCCUGUUUUCGUACCGUUCGGUGUCAUUGGAUUCUACCGAUACCUGUGGUAUAUUAUUCGAUUACUUGCCAGAGCGGCAUAUCGACCCAUCCCACUACCUGAAAAUCCAACUUAUAUAGCUGCUGAAGAUGUCACCAUUAUCGUACCUACAAUCGACGCGGGAGAGGAGUUCAGAGAGGCUGCAUUCUCAUGGUUGGAAGGUUCACCUAGAGAGAUCAUCAUCGUCACCGAAGACAAAAUGUUGGGACCUUUACAAGAUCUCGCCAACUCAGUCGAUCCAUCUAGAAUACGAGUGUUAACUGUCCCAUUCGCCAAUAAACGGUUACAGAUGGCCCAUGGAAUACGAAACACCACUACGGAUAUCAUCGUUUUCGCAGACGAUGAUGCGAUCUGGCCACCUACAUUAUUGCCAUCGGUAUUGGCAUGUUUCGAAGAUCAACAGAUUGGUGGAGUGGGAACUAGUCAACGUGUCAAACCAUGUGGAGAUAAAAUGACGAUAUGGGAAGUUUUAGCUGCAUUCAGAUUGACAAUCAGAAACAUCGAAAUCGCUUCUUCCACACAUAUAGAUGGUGGAAUACCUUGUUUAUCAGGUAGAACAGCAGCGUACAGAACCGUCAUUCUGAAAGAUCCAGAUUUCUUACAUGGUUUCACCAAUGAUUUGUGGUUGGGGAAAUAUCAUUUGAAUUCAGGUGAUGAUAAAUUCUUGACGAGAUGGAUGGUCUCUCAUGGAUGGAAUACAUAUGUUCAAGUUUGUAAAGAAGCUGAAUUACUUUCGACGAUGAAACCAAAUUGGAGAUUUUUAAAACAAGUUUUAAGAUGGACUAGAAAUACUUGGAGAUCUGAUUUUAGAUCAAUCUUCACUGAGAGAUACGUUUGGACAAAACAUCCUUAUGUGGCUUAUACAAUGAUUGAUAAAUUUAUCAAUCCAUUAACUCUUUUAGUCGGUCCUGUAUUAGUCAUUUAUUUAAUUGCGAAAAGUACAAAAGAUGUCAAUGAUGGUGGAUAUCAUUUACCCGCUUGGAAUAUCAUCGUAUCGUACCUUGUCUGGCUCAUGGUCACCAGAACAGCUAAAUUACUUCCCCAUCUAUGGUAUCGACCUUCCCAUAUCAUCUACGUUCCAGCAUGGAUCUUGUUCGGGUAUUACUUCGCCAUCAUGAAACUCUACGCUCUAUUCACGCUACACGAGACUGGAUGGGGUACACGAGCUGGUAUCGGAGACCCUGCCACUGCGACCACCGCCGCUCAGUCAGAGAAGAAAGCUGACCCCGCUUUCGGCGGACAAGGUACUGGUACUCAUGGAGUGUAUGAUGCAGAAGCCAACGGAGCACCACGGAAGGGAUAG